AAGAGAUCGACUGUAAGAAAAAACAAAAAUCCAAAAUUGUAGAGAUAAGAGGACGACUUGCAGAGAGACAUGGUGUUCCGAGGCGACACGGUGAUGUCCGUAGCGCACCUAUCGGCGGAUAUAUUUCAGCGGUUACGGUGGAUUCCGGCGUCGGAUAGAAUCAGAAGCGGCGAGAUGUUGCAGCUCGUUUGCUGUUUUCCGCUUCAGCAAUUGGGUCGAUUCGUGUUAUGGUUCUGGAAUUAUAUCUGUGUUGCCCCACCAGAACCUGAUGAUGAUAGUUGGGAUGACGAUUCAUCAUCGUCGUCGUCUUCUUCUUCUUCUUCGAUUGUUAAUCAUCAGAAUUACUAUCAUCUUCAUUUAGAGUGACGAAAUUAUCUGUGAUGGGAGGAUGUUUAUAUAAUUUGUUCUGUAUUCAAAGAAUCGGUUUUGAUCUAAGAAUAUGAUUAGUUAGUUAAGCGUGUUUAAUCUAGCUUUUGAUUGACAUAUAGAUUAUAAUGAAAUUCCA
Molecule: messenger RNA, 505 nt
Organism: Brassica oleracea var. oleracea
Lineage: Eukaryota; Viridiplantae; Streptophyta; Magnoliopsida; Brassicales; Brassicaceae
Exons: 1
Coding region: 70-366 (98 amino acids)
Source: RefSeq, a predicted model, not a curated record